This is a messenger RNA of Aspergillus bombycis, 1305 nucleotides long. RefSeq names its product L-threonylcarbamoyladenylate synthase. NCBI's taxonomy places the organism in Eukaryota, Fungi, Ascomycota, Eurotiomycetes, Eurotiales, Aspergillaceae. Gene Ontology annotation, cellular component: cytoplasm. The record is from RefSeq and is a predicted model, not a curated record. Gene Ontology annotation, molecular function: double-stranded RNA binding; tRNA binding; nucleotidyltransferase activity. The transcript has a single exon. The coding region runs from base 1 to 1305 and encodes 434 amino acids. Gene Ontology annotation, biological process: regulation of translational fidelity.
AUGUCGUCAAAGGAGAAAACUCGGAUCUUGUCGGUCCGUCGAUUGAAUAUAGAAGGCCCUGGGGCUAAGUCCCUUUCAGAAUGGUGGGAUAGUGAGCGCAGCAAUAAAACACCAGAAGCUGCCGCGAUUGACGAGGCUGCUCAACUUCUCCGAACGAGCAAUAUCCCUGUUGCGUUUCCUACAGAGACAGUGUACGGGUUGGGCGCCGAUGCGACACGAAGCGAUGCGGUGCAAGGGAUCUACAAGGCCAAGCAGAGACCGUCGGAUAAUCCAUUAAUUGUGCAUAUUGACUCCCUCGAAAUGUUGGAGCGGCUACUCAACCCGCAGGAAUCGGGUUCUACGAGCGCAUCCGAUAGCCCACGAAACUCAAUUCCUUCUGUCUAUCAAUCUUUGAUUGCCCGCUUCUGGCCAGGUCCUCUUACGAUUCUUCUACCGAACCCAUCUGGAUCGCUUCUGGCGAAGGAAGUUACUUCUAAACUGACGACGUUUGGGGCGCGCAUGCCUUCUUCGCCGCUUGCACGGCUGUUGAUCCAUGCCGCAGACCGGCCGCUGGCGGCACCCUCGGCGAACGCAUCGACCAAACCUUCCCCAACAGCGGCGGAGCAUGUAUAUCAUGACCUUCAAGGCCGUAUCGAGCUAAUCCUUGAUGGUGGCUUAUGCGGUGUCGGUGUUGAAAGUACUGUGGUUGAUGGCCUGUGUGACCCACCAGCAAUCCUGCGGCCAGGCGGUAUUGGCAUUGAAGAGAUCCGGGCAUGUGCGGGAUGGGAAAAUGUACAACUUGGAUACCAUGAUGGUACCCUCGACGUCAAAGAGAUCCCUCGGGCACCGGGUAUGAAAUACCGACACUAUUCUCCCAAAGCACGUGUGGUACUUUUUGAGGCUGGCUCCAAGGAGCAGUCUGUCACCAAGCAUAUCCGCAAGGACUUAGAAGAUACAGCGAUUGGGGCACAUAUGAUCGGUAUUGUACGAACGAAGCACUGGAAGCGGGGUCUCGGAUUAUUGUCUGAUGAAGAGAUCGAGAAAACCCUCAAACCCCUUCCGUCAUUGAUUGACGGCCUGGCGGGAUUCUCUGUUCCCAUCAAGGGCAACUCUGGUCGUAGCCCUGCAUUCAAAGAGGCCUUUGAUUGUCAUCUCGGACCCGAUGUCGAGUCCAUUGCGCGCGGGCUCUUUGCAGCACUGCGGGCCAUGGAUGAAAUGGAAGUGGAUGUCAUCUAUGUCGAGGGCAUCUCGGAUCAACAAGGCGACCGCGCAGCUGCCGUCAUGAACCGUCUCCGUAAAGCUGCGGGGGCAGAAUUGCGAGUCUAG